AUGACUCCCCUUCCCAACACGCACCUUCACGAUGAACUGGCGCAAAGCAAAGACCGCAUUACUGUUGACACUAAGUAUGGAACCGUGAAAGGAAGGAGGGCUAGGAACGGGGCUGGGGUGUUUCUGGAGGUACCCUACGCACUUCCACCAGCUAGAUGGGAAGACCCGAAGGCGUUACCUGAAGGACACAAGUACGAAGAAGGGAAGGAAUAUAUUCGGGAGGCGAGGUAUUGUGCUCAACCCAAAAAUGAUGGUCAAGCGGAGGGAAAAGAGUUCGAGGACAAAGUAGGGUUCGGAGCACCUUCUGAGAAUCCACUCUUCCUCAACAUCGUCAUACCUCCCUCGUUCCUCAACACAUCUUCGCCACUGUUGCCAGUUCAAGUAUACAUCCAUGGCGGAUUUUUGCAGUUCGGUUCGCCACACGGCUUGGGGCAUCAAGCGCAGUACCUGUGUGCUCGUCAGGGUAAACAGGUAGUGAGGGUGGAUAUCGGAUACAGACUCUCUGUGUUUGGGUUCUUAGCGAGCAAGGAGCAGGGCUUGACGGGGAACUAUGGCUUCAAGGAUCAAUGGGUCGCGUUGCAGUGGACACGAGAUAACAUCAGGUCGUUCGGAGGCGACCCAGAAAACGUGCAAGUCAUUGGUCUGUCAGCUGGUGCCCAUUCGGUACAUCAACUCCUACACCAUGCAUCACAUCUACCUGAUGGUCAACCCGCACCCUUCGUAUCCGCAAUCAUGCAAUCCAACGCGAUCGCAUUUACACCCAAAACCCCAGCAGAAUAUCAAUCACAGUACAACGCGCUCUGUACCGCAGUCGGACUGGACCCCUCCGAUCCUUCCACCCUCGGUACUCUCAAAGACCCAACCAAAGUCCCCGCUUCGAAACUCUGCGAACUUAUUGAGAAUGAUAAUCUGGGAGAGGUUUAUCAUGGGACUUUCCGUGGAGCGUUCGAUGCGAGUUGGGUUCCGGUCGAUACAGAUAUGAUGGAAUAUCAACGAUCUGGAGGAUUAGCGAGGAAUUUGCUCAGAAAGGGCGUUAGACAUGCUGUUAUUGGUGACCUCACGGAGGAAUGGUACCUCUACUCCAUUGCGCAUGAACCGAUCAAGACUAAAGAAGACGUGAAGGCGAAUUUGAUGAGGUACUAUAGGAAGAGCGAGGUGGAUUCCAUGAUGGUUGGGAGAGAAGAAUCGACUCAGGGAGGGUGGCAGAGAACGUUUGGAGAGAUAUUGAGUGAUUGGCAGGUGCAUCUUCCGGUGAGGAAGUUUGCGGCGGAUAUGAUUAAGGCUGGGUUUCCGGUGUUGAGAUAUUUGAUUAAAUGGACGCCGGAGGCGGGGAGAGAGGCUGUUGAGGGAUACGUCACGCACGGAACUGACUAUUCAAUAUGGCAUUAUCGAUUGCCGGUUCUGGAGCAAGGCGACGUACAAAUAGCGGAUGCCUGGUUAGAUAGGAUCGAUGAGGAGCUGGGGAAGAUUGAUAAAAGAGAGGAUCUAGCUUCGAUGAGGGUUUUGACUCUUAAAGAGGAUAAGACUAUUGAAUGGGAUGCGGACGCUAUUUAA
This is a messenger RNA of Marasmius oreades (fairy-ring Marasmius), 1554 nucleotides long. RefSeq lists its product as uncharacterized. The transcript has 8 exons. NCBI's taxonomy places the organism in Eukaryota, Fungi, Basidiomycota, Agaricomycetes, Agaricales, Marasmiaceae. The coding region runs from base 1 to 1554 and encodes 517 amino acids. The record is from RefSeq and is a predicted model, not a curated record.